Molecule: messenger RNA, 1846 nt
Organism: Exophiala xenobiotica
Lineage: Eukaryota; Fungi; Ascomycota; Eurotiomycetes; Chaetothyriales; Herpotrichiellaceae
Exons: 1
Coding region: 341-1705 (454 amino acids)
Source: RefSeq, a predicted model, not a curated record
CUGGUGACAAUGCUCUUUCUAUUGGAGACAAGUCCCCUGGCUUGCCGCCCGCUUCGACAAGUCCUGGGCGUUUUGAGACAAUAAGUCUCGGAGACAUCCUUCCAUGAGCCUUUGUCUGUCGAUGUACUCCGUAGAGUGUGUCUUUGUUGACCGCUCCAGUUCCAGCCAUGCUAUUUUUGUGAAUACCUAGGUACUAACGCCGGACAAACAGCCAGUUUUGUGAGGACUCACAUUCGAUUUGAACCUCCUUGCAGACGUUCAAGCACCAUCGAGAACAAUUGCAUGUUCUGAAACCCAUCGUCUUACGGAACCCCGAAGAUCAUCCUACUGCUGACCAACAAUGGCGGCAAUCCACCAAACCAUAGCGAUUGUCGACAAGUCGAACAAAGUUGUUAGUACGACGAAGCAACUAAAAAAUGUGUUCAAGGAAGCCAAGUUGGCGUACCUUGAGCGGAAAGCCGAGAUUGUAGCAGACCGAAGAGCCAGGGAAGAUAGAGAAUUGAGAAAGGCGAUGAAGGCGGUGACAUUAGCUGAAGAAGCUCAAUCAGAGACAUCCCGAGGAGCUGGAAAAAGACACAGUCACAGGGGAGGGAAUGACCGGGACCAGCGCAGGCCGUCGGUGCCAGGGCAUCACCACUCUUCAGAAUCAGUAAGAAGGACACGACACACCCAUACAGAGCUUCCGCCAGUUGAGACUCCAGUACCGGUGGAAACUGCGCCUGCUCCUGUCGGCCUUGCUCAGUUCAACGAGGAACUUUAUGGCAGGCAUCGGUCCGCGCCAAUGUCACCCACAGGACACAAUCUUGUCCGUCGUACCACCGAUCUCCCAUUGCAACAGAUUCACUCACAUCGUCCGCCGCCUGUGAGAUCCCAUUCUACGUCAGAAGUCGACGACCACAUCGAUAUGGAUCUGGCCUAUGGUGAAUUCCACCCAGAAUCACUUAUGUUGGAUCCAAAGGUGGAGCAAAAUUUGCAAAAGCAAGAAAUGUCCAGCCUUGUCACAAAAUGCAAGAUUCUUUUGGACGAGGCCAACUGUGCACAACACAGUGUCAGAGCAAUCAUCGCUCAUCUGCAGAAGAAUCCGGAUGCCAUGGCAGCCGUUGCUCUGACGCUGGCUGAGAUCAGCAACCUAGCGACGAAGAUGGCACCCGGUGCUUUGGCAGCUUUGAAGACUGGAGCCCCAACUGUCUUUGCUAUGCUCGCAGCGCCAGAGUUCCUGAUUGCUGUUGGUGUCGGUGUCGGGAUUACUGUUGUCAUGUUCGGUGGGUACAAGAUUAUCAAGAAAAUUCGAGCAAGAGUCGGCAACAAAGAGGACGACGUCGUGGAUGAGAUGAUCGAUGUCCAUGAACUCGACCGUAUCGAGCAUUGGAGACGUGGCAUUGCAGAUGCCGAGACUGCCAGUGUCGCCACUAGCGUCGAGGGUGAAUUCAUCACACCGAUGGCUGCUCGCAGCAUGGGACAUUUACCCACGUCCAGAGACCGAAGCGAGGAUAGCCGCCGAGAGAAGUCACGAGAGGAAAGGAAGAAGAAGAAACACAGACGCGUUGAGGACGACCCAGAGCGCACAGUCGUGGGUAGUGAAAGUUCUUCCAAGUCCCGAACUAAAUCAAACAAGCGAGAGAAAGCCUUGGUGAAGGUCAAGAAGCCGAGCCCACUGCGUAGAAUCUUCAGCAGCAAAGAUACGGACUCCUCCACAAGACGAUGACACUGGUCCCGAGGAUACAUGUUAUAAUACUGUCAUAGAUACGACCCGUGUUUGGGCCUGGCGUAUGGUACGUGUGGGAGCGAUGGUUACGACUCACGAUAUGACGAGAUAUGGAAAUGCACAAAUACCUGCUUGUACAAA